Amoebophrya sp. A25 is the source of this 412-nucleotide messenger RNA. The record is from the annotation of a GenBank genome assembly. NCBI's taxonomy places the organism in Eukaryota, Dinophyceae, Syndiniales, Amoebophryaceae.
GCAACAGGUAUCAACAACAGAACCAGUUCCCUCUUGGAAUUUGAUUGCUGCAGUAACAUCAGAAGGUACGAGAGAGGAGGAAUCACAGAAAGCGACUCUUCCGGAUGACUUGAUAAUACGACGAAAGGGAGGUGAAGAGGACAAGCAGCCAGAGACAGAACGGGAAACUGAAGCUGUAAAUUUCGAAACUCAGGUCGCAAAGCAGAGUAGCAAAAACACUGACGAAGUCGCAGCAGCUGCGACAGAAGCAAGUGCCAUGCUGUUUUUCGAUCAUACAUCUUCUAAAUCUUCUACCUGCGUGUCUACCUCUGAGCCAAACAAGACUAGAGACCAUGGAGCUUCAGCUUCAUCCGUAGCCUCAAGUUUUCUUGCCGAUUUGCUUCUUCGUGCAGCCCCAGCGCCAGAGGAGAAG